Molecule: messenger RNA, 2594 nt
Organism: Budorcas taxicolor (takin)
Lineage: Eukaryota; Metazoa; Chordata; Mammalia; Artiodactyla; Bovidae
Gene: PPP2R2A
Product: protein phosphatase 2 regulatory subunit Balpha
Exons: 10
Coding region: 294-1637 (447 amino acids)
Biological process (GO): peptidyl-serine dephosphorylation
Cellular component (GO): protein phosphatase type 2A complex; cytosol
Molecular function (GO): protein binding; protein phosphatase regulator activity
Source: RefSeq, a predicted model, not a curated record
AAAGUGGAGUCGCCUGCCCUGCCGCCGCUGCCGCCGUCGCUGUCGUAGCCGCCGCCGCCGCCGCCGCCCGCUGGAGAAAGAGCAAGAGUGGGGAAGCCCCUGAGUGAAAUCCACCAUCCCGCCGCCUGGUCUGCCCGCCCCUCCUUCCUUCUCCCCCGACCCCUGCCCCCUCCCCCCACAGGUGCCAUCCGCCGCCAUCCGCCCUCUCUACCCCCCCAUCCCCAGGUGAGGGGGGUGAGUUCAGGAAGCGGAGACCCCGAGGAACCCAGCAGGGUCACCAUUUGCAGCGCAACAUGGCAGGAGCUGGAGGAGGGAAUGAUAUUCAGUGGUGUUUUUCUCAGGUGAAAGGAGCAGUAGACGAUGAUGUAGCAGAAGCAGAUAUAAUUUCUACAGUAGAAUUUAAUCAUUCUGGAGAGUUACUAGCAACCGGAGAUAAAGGUGGUAGAGUUGUCAUCUUUCAGCAGGAGCAGGAGAACAAAAUCCAGUCUCAUAGCAGAGGAGAAUAUAAUGUUUACAGCACCUUUCAGAGCCAUGAACCAGAGUUUGACUACUUGAAAAGUUUAGAAAUAGAAGAAAAGAUCAACAAAAUUAGGUGGUUACCCCAGAAAAAUGCUGCUCAGUUUUUAUUGUCUACCAAUGAUAAAACAAUAAAGUUAUGGAAAAUCAGUGAAAGGGACAAAAGACCGGAAGGGUAUAACUUGAAAGAGGAAGAUGGAAGGUAUAGAGAUCCUACUACAGUCACUACACUACGUGUGCCAGUCUUUCGGCCCAUGGAUCUAAUGGUUGAGGCCAGUCCACGAAGAAUAUUUGCCAAUGCUCAUACAUAUCACAUCAACUCAAUUUCUAUUAAUAGUGAUUAUGAAACAUAUUUAUCUGCAGAUGAUUUGCGGAUUAAUCUUUGGCAUCUGGAAAUAACAGACAGGAGUUUUAAUAUUGUGGAUAUCAAGCCUGCCAAUAUGGAAGAGCUGACAGAGGUGAUUACAGCUGCAGAAUUCCAUCCCAACAGCUGUAACACAUUUGUAUACAGCAGCAGUAAAGGAACGAUUCGGUUAUGUGACAUGAGGGCAUCCGCCCUCUGUGAUAGGCAUUCUAAACUGUUUGAAGAACCUGAAGAUCCCAGUAACAGGUCUUUUUUUUCUGAAAUCAUCUCUUCAAUUUCUGAUGUAAAAUUCAGCCAUAGUGGUCGAUAUAUGAUGACUAGAGACUAUUUGUCAGUCAAAAUUUGGGACUUAAAUAUGGAAAACAGGCCUGUGGAAACAUACCAGGUGCAUGAAUACCUCAGAAGUAAACUUUGUUCACUGUAUGAAAAUGACUGCAUAUUUGACAAAUUUGAAUGUUGUUGGAAUGGAUCUGACAGUGUUGUCAUGACUGGAUCUUACAAUAAUUUCUUCAGAAUGUUUGACCGGAACACAAAGCGAGACAUAACCCUGGAAGCAUCACGAGAAAACAAUAAACCUCGCACGGUUCUGAAGCCACGCAAAGUGUGUGCAAGUGGCAAGCGAAAGAAAGAUGAAAUCAGUGUUGACAGCCUAGACUUCAACAAGAAAAUACUUCACACAGCCUGGCACCCCAAGGAAAAUAUCAUUGCUGUAGCUACUACAAACAAUCUGUAUAUAUUUCAAGACAAAGUGAAUUAGGGUUGGCCUUCCUAGCAGAAGAACCCACUUCCUGCUUAGUUGAGAUAGUUGAAUCUAGCAUUCGUACUUAAAAAAGAGAGAGGUCCAUUGUGGCGCCCCUUUUCCAGUGUUUGACAAUGUGCCAUUCGACAACACAUUUUCCAUAGCUACAUGGAGAAAGCUCUGUGGAUCCCUCCCUGUGGUGUUCUCCAUGUCUGCUAGCCAUUUAGGUAAGGGUAGGGCACUUUUAAUUUAAAUGACUUCUUGCACCAUCUUGCCUAAUGGACUAGAUUGGACUGUGUCAACAUUGAUUUACUCCACUUUUUAUGCCUUCCAUUGUGAUGACGUCAAACACAGUGAAAGCCUUCAGUCAUGCUUAUGGGAUUUAAUUGUGUAUCCUCAUUACUGUAUCAUUUGUGGGGUACACCCCUCCUCCCCUUUUUUAAAUUAAAUACAGCUCAUUCUUACUGUGGCUUGUAGCAUUCCUCCUCUCUGGCCUCCUGGACUCUUCCCUUUCAUCUCUCUUCCCCUUGCCCCUCCACCCAGUCUUGGUGGUGGUAUAAAAAGGAAAGAACGAAAGCACACAAACGAGUCAGUUUGGGGUCAGUGGUAAAGGGGGUACAUGUUGCGAACAAAUGUUUUAAUAACAGUUGGCUGUAAUCACUCCUUGCCGUGUCUGGCACUGAAAAUAAGGAAAAAAAAUACUACUACUGAAUAAAAGUGACAAAGAAUGGAGAAUCUGGUUUCCUUUUUCUUUUUAAUCUACCUCUUUAAGCCAAUAUUUUGUGUCAUACCUUUGGGCGCAGUGAAAUGAAAUGAGGUUCCAUUGUUUAAUUGGUAUUUUUGUUAAUUAUUUUUUAAAAGUGUUCUUUUACAUGGAGAAGGAGAGGUAUUGGUUCUGUAUGAACAUAUUUUCACUAUAUAUUGGUAUUCCUAAAGAUAUCACGAUCUAUAUACAUGCUACUAGAGAUUUUUUUU